UUACUCGAAAACAAAUCGCCCUAAACGUCAAACGAACGCGUUAUUUUGACAGUUGACGCGCCGACACGUCACUUGUCAAUUCGACCAUCGAAUUGUCAAGUCGCUUUUUGAACAAAAUUUGCGAUGCGCACACCAUUUAUUGCCUUUUAAUUGAGUACCCUUCGAAUUAUGCGGAGCCCUGUGUGAUAUGUCACGUCGCCCGACUCCAUUAGACAACGAACAGUGCAGGCAGUGUCAGACGUUCAAAGAUUACGUGAAAUCUGCCAAAAAGAAGAAAGACAACGAAAACGGUACAUGCCCAUCCGAUAAUAAUAACGAUGACCAUCCGAGAAGGCCGGACUGUCCUUUGGAUAAAGAGGAAUUGGGCAAUAAAACUUGGGGUUUGCUCCACACGAUAGCCGCCAAAUACCCGGAGAAGCCCGGCUCUACCGACAAGAAAACCAUGAGCGAAUUUUUCACGUUGCUAUCUCGAAUCUAUCCGUGCGAACAUUGCGCACAAGAUUUUAGAGAAGACUUGAAAUGCGAUCCCCCGAAGCUGGAGUGCCGCGAGGAGUUGAGCCAGUGGCUGUGCAGGCUGCACAACAAGGUCAACAAGAAGAUCGGCAAAGAGGAAUUCGAUUGCUCGAAGGUGAACGAAAGGUGGAGGGACGGAUGGAAGGACGGUUCUUGCGAUUAAGAUUAAAAGAAAUCUUUAGUAACAUUUAGAAGGUUAUUAAGUAAAUUUAAGAGCAUUUAUGAAAUUAGUUUUUGAUAUUUAAAGAGGAUUUAAUGAUGCGAUAUA
Molecule: messenger RNA, 781 nt
Organism: Phyllotreta striolata
Lineage: Eukaryota; Metazoa; Arthropoda; Insecta; Coleoptera; Chrysomelidae
Source: the annotation of a GenBank genome assembly